AUGGGCGCGUGCGCAUCUUCUCCCUCCGCCAAAACCACGAACACAACCGCAUGGAUGAAUAAUGGCGGUGGCGGUGCACAUGCAUCGGAAUCAUUCCGAAGACCUUCGUCAAUCAUGGUGAUGAACCUGGCGGGUCGAAUCAAGGAGUUCAAGCAACCCAUCCCGGCGAAGACCGUUCUCAACGAUAACCCUCAUUGCUACCUCUGCAACUCCGAGUCGGUGCACAUCGGCACGUGCAUGCCACGCGUCCCCGACGAGGAGGAGCUUCUUCCUGGCCGAAUCUACUUCCUCGUCCCUCUCUCGCAUUCUCAUUCCCCCUUGUCCCUCACUCUCCUCUGCGAUCUCGCCGUUAAAGCCGGUUCCGCACUGUCCAACCCCAAAAAUAACCACACCGGCACAAACAGAGCUUCCGUUACGCGGCGCCUUUAG
Vigna umbellata (rice bean) is the source of this 429-nucleotide messenger RNA. RefSeq lists its product as uncharacterized. The record is from RefSeq and is a predicted model, not a curated record. Lineage: Eukaryota; Viridiplantae; Streptophyta; Magnoliopsida; Fabales; Fabaceae.